Paramisgurnus dabryanus is the source of this 3295-nucleotide messenger RNA. Its product is annotated as GTPase IMAP family member 8-like. Gene Ontology annotation, molecular function: GTP binding. The record is from RefSeq and is a predicted model, not a curated record. NCBI's taxonomy places the organism in Eukaryota, Metazoa, Chordata, Actinopteri, Cypriniformes, Cobitidae.
UACAUGCACUCUCAACAAACAAUUAUAAUGUGUUUAAGGCAAAAAUACAACUAAACUGUGGCUCAUGUAAAUGAAAAACAGCAUAAUCGAGUAGCCAAAGGAGUUGAAAAACAAACAAGAAUCAACAUGAAUUGCAUAGAAGUUUCCACAUGCCAAAUAGUUUUUUUUGUUUGAGGUUCAUGUCAGAUCAUGUUGCACACAGUCCUACAGUAGAAAAAUAGAUUUUCAGUUAAUAUCUAAAUGGGACAUGAUGUUUGAGAGCUCUGAUCAUUUUUUAAAAAUAUUUAGCUCCUUUUCUGUUUCACAAAUAUUAAGUUGUGGCUUUCAAAAAACAUAAGGUAUUUUGAAGAUACAAGUAAAACAAGAAGAAACAUGUCAAUAUACUGGACAGGACAAAACACUGGGGUGUUGGGAAGAAAUUCAACAUACGGUUUCUACAAAAAACUAUCUGAUAUAAGAAUGGUAAUGAUCGGGUGUCGAGAGCUGCGAACAAAGCGAGGAAGUGGAAAAAGUUCAGCAGGCAACAUCAUUCUGGGAAGAAAUGCUUUUGAUGCUGACAGAAGAACGGCACGAUCUGUUCAAGCUUCAGGAGAUGUACAUGAAAGACAUGUGACUGUGGUUGAUACACCAAGCUGGUGGUGGCAUUACACUGUGGAAACUAUUCCUGAGUUUGAUAGACUGGAAAUUAUGAAAAGCCCGACACUAUGUCCUCCUGGACCUCACGCCUUCCUUCUGCUCCUUCCUUUAGAUGCUUCAAUUCCUCUAGUGUAUGCAAUAGAGAAACAUCUAGAGUAUUUCUUCAAAAAUGUCUGGAGUCACACUAUUAUAUUAUUCACCUCCGUUGAUGCAAAUGAUAAUUACAGAACAUUGACCAGUUUUAAAAAAUGGACAGACUUUCAAUCGCUUCUCAGGAAGUGUCAGGACAGAUAUCAUGUUCUGAGUAUUAAAAACAAGGACAACUAUCAAGUGAUCUCACUGCUGGAGAAGAUUGAAAGAAUGGUGGCUCUAAACGGUGGCAAGUACUUUGACAUCAUCAGAAGUGUCUCUGUAUGGAAUGAAAGAGUGAAUGUAAUAGAAGAAAAAGUCAAACAGAGACUUCUGGCAGUAAAGGAACAAAGAGAGAAACUCCAAGCACAGAUAAAAGACAAGCAACAACAUCUAAUGGAUAUUGGGAUUGUGAUACUUGGAGCAGGUUGGUUUUCAUGCAGCUCUGCAGGUAAUGUCAUUCUGGGCGCAGAAGUUUUUAAAACUGGUGCUUACAGAACAACAGUUCGCUGUGAAGUCGUUCGUGCUGAAGUACAUGGAAGAUGGCUGACAGUGGUUGACACUCCAGGCUGGCAUCUUGACAGACCUCUUGAAAAGACAUCUGAGAUGGACAAACUAGAGAUAAAACACAGUGUAUGUCUAUGCCCUCAUGGUCCAGAUGCCAUUCUGUUAACAGUUCCUAUUGACACAGCAUUUAAGAAGUCUUAUCAAACAGCUGUUGAAGGACACAUGAGUCUUUUAGGAAAGAACGUCUGGAGUCAUACAAUCGUGCUGUUCACUUGGGGAGAUUGGCUUGGAGAUACAACCAUUGAGGAACGUAUUGAGGCAGAAGGAGAGCAUCUACAGUGGCUUAUAGAGCAAUGUGGAAACAGAUAUCAUGUUUUUGACUGCACAAAACACAAUGACAGCACACAAGUCAUUGAACUCCUUGAGAAGAUCGAGGAAAUGGUGAUGGAGAACAACGGCUGUCAAUUUUUACCAGAAAAAGACAGAAAUUCAUCCAUUGAGUAUGACCUCAAGAUGAAAACAGCCAAUACAAACAUGAUGAAAGUAAGAAGACAAAGAGACAUCCUUCAAGAACUGUUAAAUGACAAGAACUACAAUCUUUCAGAUGUGAGGGGAGUUCUUCUUGGAGCAGAAGGAGUUGGGAAAAGUAUGUUGGGAAAUAUUAUUCUGCAAAGAAAUUGUUUUGAGAGGACACUGGAUGAGAACUACAUAAUACCUACAAUGCAAUGUGUGAUGAAACAGAGCAAAAUUGAGGGAUGUCAAGUCUCUGUGGUGGACACACCAGGCUGGUCAACAUCAACUCCAGAAAAUGUAAAAGAAAUUUUACGCAGUGUGACAGUUUGUUCUCCGGGUCCACAUGCAUUCCUUCUUGUGUUACCUGUGCGUGAGUCUUUCACAAAAAAAUCUCAACAAACAGUGGAGGAGCUCAUGAGCCUUUUUGGAGAAAGUAUCUGGAGACAUACUAUAAUUGUAUUCAUUGAUCAAUUCUGGUUGAGAGACAGACCAGUGGAGGAGUACAUUGCAUGUGAAGGAGAAGCUCUGCAAGAGUUAGUAAGAAAGUGUGGAAACAGAUAUCAUGUGAUAGAGAAUGACUGGAGUAACAAAUCUCAAGUCAGGGAUUUGCUCAAGACGAUUGAACUGAUGGUGGCAAGAAACAGAGGUGAAUACUUUACUCUUGAAAACAACAAAAUAAAACCACCAACAACAACAAUUUUUAGUGAACCAAAAAUACUGACUGAAGAGGAGUGGAGAAAACGUGAAGAUAAACUUAUUGAGAAGAUGCUGGAGGCUGCAGUGGUUGAUCUGGAUGCGGAAAAAUCCAAGAAGACAUCUCCCAGAAGGGAGCAAAGCUUUAACAAGCCAAUCCCUAGUAUAAGUGGAGAGUCAAUUCAGAGCCACAUAUUUGAAUACCCUGUUUACAACUCUGUUGUAAAAGUAUCUGAAUGGCUUCAGCAUCCCAGGUACAGGUACCACGAAGCAUCAUCUGGAUAUGACACCAUGAGCAUUACAAGUUCUGCAGAUCUGACAGUGAUGGAUGAGGAAAUUGACAGAAACGAUGUUCCGACACCCAUGCCCAGACCAUUAUAAUAUUUAAUUUACCAACACAUGGCAUGAACAUUUUUUAACCAUAUCAGUAACACAACAUAGUUAAAGCUUGUAGUAUAAUUAGUAAUAGAGCCAAAUGUUCUGCCUUCAUUACUACCAUGCAACAACAAAAAAUGUGGACACUUGGAUGGAAUACCUACCGUAGUUUGGGGAAUGAAUGUACUUCAAAAUGUGUAUCUUUAAUGUGAGUUGCUUUGGAUAAGUGUCUGCUAAAUGCAUAAAUGUAAAUGUGAUUUGAGAUUGUUUGAGUAAUGAUAUAACUAUAAACAAAUAUACAAUGUCAUGCUUUAUAGACAGAAUAAAAAAUUAAACAAUAUAUUUCAAUAUACAGCAAACAUGUACUGUAAGAUUAUUGCAAACUGUAGUUCAAUUUAAUGUUACUAUGAAAAUGCACUAUUAUGUGCUGAAUUUCUAGAAU